Messenger RNA from Euleptes europaea (tarantolino), 1560 nucleotides. It is a transcript of the gene LRRC71, whose product is annotated as leucine rich repeat containing 71. Bases 1 to 1560 code for a protein of 519 amino acids. The transcript has 15 exons. The record is from RefSeq and is a predicted model, not a curated record. Gene Ontology annotation, molecular function: protein binding. Lineage: Eukaryota; Metazoa; Chordata; Lepidosauria; Squamata; Sphaerodactylidae.
AUGGGGAAGAAGGGGGAGCGCGUCGCCAAGGACAAGACGGCCGCCUUGGAGGAGGAGGCGCGCAACGCCGCCAAGAGGGCCGAGCACGGCGAAGAGGAGUACCAGUGCGGCGGCAUCCUGGAGCAGGACUUCUCCGAGCUGUGCACCCGCGCCGGCUUCCAGGACUUCCCCAGGGUGGUCCCCAGGCCCCACCCCGCCGCCCCCCUCGCCCCCCACGAAUCGGACCCGCUGAUGGAGAGGGAGGGGCACACCGCCCUGAUGCGGAUCCAGGCCAAGUACGCCUACUUCCGCCCCACCAUCCAGGUGGAGCUGGAGCACGAAGACCCCAAGUCUACGCGGGAGAUCUUCAUCCGGAGUUGGAGACUGGAAGAGAAGAUACUGGGCGUCUUGGCCAAGUGCUUGCCAGCCCUCUCUCACCUCCAGGCCAUCCGCCUCUGGAAGGUGGGCCUAACGGACCUCUCCUUGCUCUCCUUGAUCUCCAUCCUGCCCACCUGCCCCAACCUCAAGCUGCUGUUGCUGGAAGGGAACCCGCUGCCCGAGCGGUCUUUCUACAAGCUGAUUGGUGAAGACAGCACCUUGGCCCAUGUCUCCCUGCGCAACAAUGACAUCGACGAUGAAGCCGCCGCUCUGAUCGGCCACGCGCUCUCCUCCCUCCGGAGCUCCAACAAGACCCUGGUCUCCAUCAACCUCAGCUACAAUCACAUCACCAACACAGGAGCUGCCUCCCUGGCGAACGGCUUGCGCCUCAACCGCUCCCUGCUUUCCCUGUCUUUGUCGCACAACCGCAUUGGAGAUGAAGGAGCCAUGAAGCUUGCGGAGGUUCUUGCUCCGUUUGCCCUCACUCACACGGAGGUCGUGGAGAGGCGGCGGCUCCUGCUGGAAAAGGAGUUCCAGGAACGAUGCCGGCUGCCCCAGCGGCACUCGGACGCCAAGGCCGACCGCCCUUCCAGCCACCUGAGCAGCACCACGCUGGAGAAGCUGCAGCCCGCCAAGGCCGGCAAAGUCACCGCCAAGAAGAAAGAACCCGCCAAGAAGGAGGAGAAGGGGCAGGCAGGUGGCGGGGCAGGCGCUCAGGCCGGAGGAGCUGCUCAGGCCAAGAAGGAAGAGCUCAAGCAAGCCAAGAAAGCCAUUCCUGCCCCGGAACAGAAAGCAGCUCGUGGUAAAGGGACAAAAUCUGGCAACAAAGACAAACGAUCCCAAGUCAUGGAAGAGGUGGUGAUAGAGGCCACGGAGAUGGUGAACCCGCUGCUGGAGCAUGCCGAACACAGAGACGGGAAAGUUUUCCUGCCAGGAAACCGUGUCCUUAUCUACUUGAACCUAAUUCGUAACCAAAUCACAGAGGUGGGCUUGAAGGCGUUUCUGCCCGUGGUGGAGCAGCAAGCAUGGAAGGGGGCCAGUGGAGGGAAGGGGCCUGUGGGGCUCCUGCGGCUCUCCCUGGGGAAAAACAACGUCCCCUUGGACAGCAAGACCUUUGCCCGGAUCCAAGAGCUCAUGGUGCCUCGUGACCCCCUUCCGAGGGCAGCCAAGGCACUUGAAGAGGACCAGAUCACCGCCAUGUAG